Molecule: messenger RNA, 1359 nt
Organism: Cynara cardunculus var. scolymus (artichoke)
Lineage: Eukaryota; Viridiplantae; Streptophyta; Magnoliopsida; Asterales; Asteraceae
Product: polygalacturonase At1g48100-like
Exons: 6
Coding region: 1-1359 (452 amino acids)
Biological process (GO): carbohydrate metabolic process
Molecular function (GO): polygalacturonase activity
Source: RefSeq, a predicted model, not a curated record
AUGGGUGGUUUUAGUUCUAAUAACUUCACAUUUCUAGUUCUAAUUGCUACCUUUGUGUGGUUCUCAAGUACUACUGAAACUUGCUAUGCCACAAGGACCAACCAUUGGAGGCAUGCUAGAGAUGCCUUUGAAGAACCGUACGCUGAUCCUCCACACCAAGGUUCGAUGUUUAAUGUGCUCGACUAUGGAGCUAAGGGGGAUGGUACAUCCGAUGAUACAAAGGCAUUUGAAGCUGCUUGGGAAGAUACUUGUAAAGUCGAGGCAUCAAUGAUGAUCGUGCCAUCGGGUUACAAGUUUCUUGUCGGACCCACUUCGUUCUCUGGCUCGCACUGUCGUAAAAACGUUCAUUUUCUGCUUGAUGGUACAAUCUUAGCUCCAACGGACUCCGAAUCAUGGGGUUCGGGUCUCGACCAAUGGCUUGAAUUUACAAAACUCAUAGGAUUCACAAUCAAGGGAAAAGGCACCCUUGACGGAAGGGGUUCGGUUUGGUGGACAAAAUCUAAACUCAAUGAGCAGUCAAGUGGCUCGGUGGAUGCGAACAUGCCGAGUACUAGGCCCAUGGCGUUGAGGUUUGUUGAGGGUGCUAGUGUGACAGUCACAGGCAUAACAAUCCAAAACAGUCCCCAAUUCCACCUUACGUUCGAUAACUGUGACGGAGUAUUAGUACACAGUUGCAACAUCUCGUCUCCGAGCGAUAGUCCCAACACCGACGGCAUUCACUUACACAACUCCAAGAAUGUGAUAAUCCGUGACACAGAUCUUGCUUGUGGAGAUGAUUGUAUAUCUAUACAAACAGGAUGCACAAAUGUAGUUGUACAUAAUGUGAAUUGUGGACCAGGGCAUGGAAUAAGCAUUGGAAGCUUAGGAUUGGAUGGCACAACAUCAUGUGUCUCCAAUAUCACUGUUAGAGACAUCAAUAUGCAUAACACAAUGACUGGUGUUAGGGUCAAGACAUGGCAGGGUGGGGCAGGGUUGGUAAAAGGAGUAUUGUUCUCAAACAUUCGAGUUUCGGAAGUUGAAACUCCGAUCGUGAUCGAUCAGUACUAUUGUGAUCAUGGCAACUGCAAGAACAGCAUAUCCGCUGUUGGUAUAAUGGAUAUUGCGUAUCAGAGUAUACGGGGAACGUAUACGGUACAACCUGUGCACCUGGCAUGCAGUGAUAACAAGGCUUGUAUGGACUUGGUAUUGUCUGAUAUUGAACUCAAACCAAACCCAACAGAUCAACAGAUGUAUAAACCAUUCUGUUGGCAGGCUUUUGGAAAGAUGAAUGCUCCCAUCAUGCCUGAAAUUGAUUGUUUACAAGAAGGCCAACCAUCAAGCAGUUGGGAUGCCAAUGAUGGUACAUGUGCAGCAGCAUGA